CGCCGACACAUACUGCUCUAUGGCAUGGUCCAGAUUCCCAUCGAGCUCUGCCGCCUCUCCUGUUGCUGAAGCGAUGUCACCACCACCGGCCCUGAAACGAGAUAAAGGGAAGGACAGAGAGCAUGCACACGCAGUUGUUUGGGUAGGAGGUAGGCAGGCAGGCCCACCGGGCCACUAAGCGCUGCUCGACGGGGAGCAGUUCGGCAAGGGCAGGAGGCUCCGCGUCCGUUGUUGGUCGGACGAGCACACCAUACACCACAUUCUUGCCGCACUGCUUCGACUUCCACUCCAAAACCUAUCGAUGGAUAGAUGGACGGAUGGAUGGAUCAGUCAAUCAAUCAAGGAGAGGAGUGCUGUCUGUCUGUCUGUCUGUCAGUCUGUGUGUUUGUGUGUGUGUGUGUGUGUUUGUGUUUGUGUGGACCGACAGUCCAGUCGGGCGGCCAGUUGGACCGAUUGUGGACGGUUCUCGCGUACACCGAGUCCUUGGCUGAGGAGGAGGGCCGGGAGCAAACACCAACAGACAGCGGCGUGACCAGGCUGACUGACCAGGCGGCUGCAGGUAUCCGCUCUCUCAUCUCAUCUCAUCUCAUGUCACCUCUGCUGGCGACAGUCGGAAAUUGUUGAGCGGAAUCGUUGACCAUAUAGGCCUCCGGGUCGAUGCGCACCUGCAGCACCACGUAACACCACCGGCCACGAUCAACCUAGGGAGGGAGGGAGGCACACGCAAACGAACCAGCAGACAUUGAGUACCGACUUGACUCGGGGGAUGGAUGGGAAUUGUCCGUCCGUCCGUCCACUCACUCACUCACGAUGAGUGCCUCGGAGUAUGCUUUUGCGUAGUCGAGGGAUGGGGUGCAGAAGGUGAAGAACUGCCCGGGGAUGUGGCCCGGCAAAAUGCGGAUCUGGAUGUUGUCGGGGAUCUUGAGCAGCCGGUCCUUCACGAUGACCGGCACCGUCCUGCGCCGGGUGCCGUGGUAGGCAGGUAACCUACACACAACCAACCAAAAGCAGCCAAAAGAACCGAACGAUCCAUCCAUCCAUCCACCGAUGUAUCGGUGGUCAGUGAGUACCAUUCCCCUGACAUUUCCUUCUCAUCGGGCUGCAGCUUGAUGCCGACCCGGUACCAGCCUACCGGCGGCAUGUAGCACACCGACGAUGGGCCUCUGACGACGGAUGGGGAUGGGACGGGCGAACCACACACAAACAAACACACACAUCCAUGCAGAAAAACAGACAGAGCGUGUGUGUGUGUGUGUGUGUGGCUGAGUGGUUCCUCCCUCCCUCCCUCUGGAUUGCCUGCCUCGCGUAAUAUUGGUUGGCAGGCUCCGUGUAGCACUUGGGGCAGAAGCACUUGUCGUAUCUGCAGAUUUAUCAAGGAAGCAGCGCACUCAUUGCAAACACACAUUCACUCAUCGAUCUCCAUCCACUGUGAGAGCAGUGAGCCGCCCACCUCUCGUCGAGCAACUCAGGGGAAACACCGAGCUGCCGCAUCGCCUUGAACCAAACAGACACACAGACACACACACACACACAGACAUACACGCCGUGCUGCAGUGUGUUGAAGGCAGAUGGUGAUUGGUUCAGAAUCAAUCAUGGCGAUGCCUGCCUGCUUCCAUGCUGUGUGCGCGUGUGUGCUGUAUGAUGUGCGUACAUACCUUAUCGGCGAGAUCCUUCAUGCGACAGGGACCGCCAUCCAUAGCACUGGAUGCAGCGCAGCCCAUCGAUGGUCGCCGUCACAGUGUCAUGCAUUCACGUGUGUACUGCUUCCCACAGACGGUAGUGCGUUGCCUGGGCGUACCAUCUGCCGAUUUCUCAGUGCAAGCU
This is a messenger RNA of Vitrella brassicaformis, 1824 nucleotides long. NCBI's taxonomy places the organism in Eukaryota, Vitrellaceae. The record is from the annotation of a GenBank genome assembly.